This is a messenger RNA of Fimicolochytrium jonesii, 623 nucleotides long. RefSeq lists its product as uncharacterized. Lineage: Eukaryota; Fungi; Chytridiomycota; Chytridiomycetes; Spizellomycetales; Powellomycetaceae. The record is from RefSeq and is a predicted model, not a curated record. The coding region runs from base 131 to 358 and encodes 75 amino acids. The transcript has a single exon.
AUCUGCUGCACAAUUCAACGGCCGUCAGUUUGUUAUCUACGGUGAUCCUGCGUAUCCGUUGAGGCCCUGGCUACAAGUGGGUUUCAAAGGGGCCCAAUUAACUCUGCGACAGCAGGAAUUCAACACACGGAUGAGCGCUGUCCGAACAUGUGUGGAGUGGGGAUUCGGAAAAAUCAUUCAACUGUGGGCCUUCGUCGACUUUGCAAAAAACCAGAACAUCUGGCUCCAGCCAGUGGGACGGUUCUAUCUUCUUGCCACUUUGUUUACAAAUAUUCAUACAUGUAUACAUGGGAGCCUUACCACCUCCACCUUUAACGUAGAGCCCCCAACCGUACAAAUGUAUUUACAGUCUACUUGAAUUUAUCUGCUAAAGUCAUCAUGAGCCGCAUCGUAGCGGCAUGUUCUGCCCUCCGGUCUGCCAUUUCCGCCCUGCAAUCUGCCAUUUCCGCCUCCAGCAGAUUGCGAGGCUUGCUCUCGGGGAGGUGGGCGACAACCUCCUUCAAAAGGGCAACGUCAUGGGCUGGAUGCAGGUGAGGUCCUUUCCUUCUCUUUGAGCGGUGUGGGGUCAGCAGGUGGAGCGGGAGGUGCAGAAGUGGCCUCCAUGGCGUGGGGUGUGGCCAUGA